Molecule: messenger RNA, 1782 nt
Organism: Sitophilus oryzae (rice weevil)
Lineage: Eukaryota; Metazoa; Arthropoda; Insecta; Coleoptera; Curculionidae
Exons: 8
Coding region: 39-1199 (386 amino acids)
Molecular function (GO): protein binding
Source: RefSeq, a predicted model, not a curated record
CUCCAGAAAUCAGAGAAUGCAAAAAGGAAAUAAGCUACAUGGAGGAGGGCAAGCUGGGCAGGGUGGAUAUCGACCCGGACAUCAUCCAGUUCGACAAACAGCACGGUCUUCCGGUGGAUUGUAUGUGGGUCAUCACGGUCAGAGUCAACUGGAGGAUACAACUCCAAUUUGAAAAAUUCGAGCUGGACAAUCCCAACGAUUGCGAGUCUAAUUUUGUCGAAGUAUUCUCGAAUGAUACCAUCAAUUCCAAGAAAAAGUUCUGCGGCUCCAUAGCGGAUACUGUGCUCUCCGACACUAACCAUAACGUGUUGAUUGUUCGUUUCUAUGCCGAAUUUUUAGGAGAUAAAACCACUUUUUAUGCCAAUUUUACUGCAUUUCGUGAAUAUACCAAAGAAAAAUCUAAAACGAAAAACUGUGCUGACGACGAAUUCGAUUGCGAGGACGCGACGUGCAUAUCAUCAACCUUAAAAUGUAAUGGAUACUAUAAUUGUAGGUUCAGAUGGGAUGAAGACAAUUGCCAUGACAACCUCCUGGGUAGUGAAUCCUGGGCACUCACUGAUGACCAUAUUGUAAUAAUUAUGGUUAUUUUUUCGCUCAUUCUGACAGGGAUGUUCUUUACGUUUAUUUACAACUGCGUGAAGAAGCUUUUAAGGGACCACCAGACAAUACAGGAGUUCAAACGUAGCAGAGAGCAAUUGGACAAAGACGAAGAGGAUAAACGAUCCUCCAAAGGCAAUGGAGGACCACAUAGGACACCUUCAGUAGAAUCUACUCGCUUCGGACCUUCUGAGUCCACUAAUGCUCCUUGCUACGUUCCAGGAGACGAUAUUCUCCCGAUAAUAAUCAAAGGAUCCCACACUGUCCCAACCAACGGAAGCCUGUACAGCCAAAACAUAUACACGGUUGAUGCGGACGAUACGCCUAAGAUGUGUGACAGCGCAUGUCAAACAAGGGAAAGCCUCUUCACAACUCAAGAGUACAGUUCGGGUAACAGUACACCUAACAACAGCGUGCACACCAACUCACCUCCUGCCCCUUUCAGUACAUUUGGUUAUAAUCGCAAAGAUAACAGCAAGUUCAAAGCCGAAGCCAAGAUCGAAAUGCACCACGAGAAAUCCGCCACUCCUAUGUCCAAGUAUGACAAAAGGUACAGUGUUCAAACGACAAAGUCAGCACCAGACGUCAUAGUGACGCACUGACAAAUGUUGAACAAUUCCGAUUGGGAACCGUACAAAAGAAGACACCCGCGACAAUUUCUGAGAACGGAAAGCCACACAGUCGAAACGUCCGUCGAUGAUUCGAACGAAGGGACUCAAAUUUAUCUUCACACGUGAUAACUUUGUUAAUUCUAUCAUAUUUUAUCUUGAUCAUAUUUUACCCCAAUUUGUUGACAAUCUUUAAUUGAAUAUUAAGGAAAUAUUGUAAUACAAAAACAUGCAGUCCAUUGUUGUAUUACGAUUUGUUUUUUUGCUGACUGACAUACUAUAAAGAAAAAAAAUCUUUUAUAAUGUGUAGUCAGCAGAUUGUAACUAUUUAUAAAAUAAUUUUUAUCGAUUUCUAUUAAUUCAGGAUCGAUUAAAUAAUAUACUUGUUCAAACGUGACCAAGUACACUCUAAUUGUUAUUAAUAUAAGUUCUAAAAAAUAUUUCCUAUUGUAUUUUAAAUUAAAAUAUGACUAAUCUGUUAGUAUUAUUCAUUACGAGGAAAAGACACUUUGGCUUUUUAAAUCUGUAUUGUUUUUAUUAUAUGAACGACAAGGGCAGGAUACUCUUUGUAUGUCUG